UCCAUUGAACUUGAAUUGAAGUACUAAUAGAUUGUAACAUUUCUUUGACUCAAGUUAACAUUUUUCACAGCAACGAUAACUUUCCAAACACGGAAAGAGAAACAGUUGGCAACACAAAAACUGUGUUCUCUCUUUGUAAACAUUCUGCGGCGAAAGCGUUUCACUUUGACUAGAACAACCAUCGUUCACAGCAUCGCUGAUUAUCAAAAAUUGAAUCUAGAUGGCUGGGUCUGCGUGUGCAUCUUCUUGUUGUGGCUCUGCGCUCAUUCUCAUUCCUAAAUCAUCGCACAGCAAAACCUUCUUCAUAUCACCCACUCCAAUUGCAGUAAUCGUUGGUGGAAACAACAACAGAAUUUCUCGCUUACGCGUUAGGGGUUCUAUGGUUGAUUCAUCUUCCUCCGCUGAUUUUACUAAGCGCAUGGAGCAAACUUGGUUAAUUUCUCAGCAACCAAGGCCAGUUGUGUGUUCAUCUUGCAGCUCAAAAGGUCAUAUUGAAUGCAAAUGGUGCGGGGGUACUGGUUUUUUUGUUCUUGGCGACAACAUGCUUUGUGAAGUUCCAUCCAGAAACACUAGCUGUAUUAUUUGCUCUGGAAAGGGAUCAACAUGCUGCUCUAAUUGUCAAGGAACAGGCUUUCGUGCAAAGUGGUUGGAACAACCUCCUACAUCCUAGUUGAAAAAUACUACUGAAAUGGUGGACAUGUUUUUUUAGGUUGGGAGGAUUGAAGUUGUAUUAUACCUCAUGCUGCAUCUGUUGGACAGAUUCAAGAUGCAGCAGUCACUUUUGUUUUUUCAUAAUGUUGUAUUUUUCUCUUUGUAUAAUAUGUACAAGUGUAACUGUUUUACUAAAUGAAACAGGGUAUUCUUGAAACCACUGAUGUAGGUUUCAGUUUCAAAUAUAUAUAAUGUAAAUGUUAAGGUUCCCAUAAGAUAAGAACACAAUAUAUGAACGAUGUUUGGUUUUUGAA
Trifolium pratense (red clover) is the source of this 965-nucleotide messenger RNA. RefSeq names its product protein BUNDLE SHEATH DEFECTIVE 2, chloroplastic. The coding region runs from base 221 to 670 and encodes 149 amino acids. The transcript is spliced from 3 exons. The record is from RefSeq and is a predicted model, not a curated record. Lineage: Eukaryota; Viridiplantae; Streptophyta; Magnoliopsida; Fabales; Fabaceae.